Maudiozyma barnettii is the source of this 3360-nucleotide messenger RNA. It is a transcript of the gene VAM6, whose product is annotated as Vam6p. The record is from RefSeq and is a predicted model, not a curated record. NCBI's taxonomy places the organism in Eukaryota, Fungi, Ascomycota, Saccharomycetes, Saccharomycetales, Saccharomycetaceae. The transcript has a single exon. Gene Ontology annotation, cellular component: cytoplasm; fungal-type vacuole membrane. Gene Ontology annotation, biological process: autophagy; vesicle-mediated transport; endosomal vesicle fusion. Bases 1 to 3360 code for a protein of 1119 amino acids.
AUGUUAAGAGCAAGACUCAAGGAUACAAUUGUCUCACCAGGUAUCACAGCUGUACUUCCAAUUGCAGAAUCUAAAAGAUUGAUUUUGGCGAAAACUGAUGGUAAUGUGGAAGUUUAUUCAAGGGAAAAUGAUAAGUUUAAGUUAUUUCAAGUAUACCCAAAUAUUUUGAAAAAUUUACAUAUAGAUGAUCCUAAGAUAUUUGAUCUCUUAUAUUCAGAACAACUUUCUACCAUUUUCGUCCAAUGCAAAAACGUCAUCCUGUUAUUAAACAGUUUUAAUCUACAUGCAUAUGAUAGAAUAGUAGAUAAAAGAGGAAUUUCAAAAUGGUGGUUAACUACCACAACAAUAUCUCCUUCGACAACAAAGGCUAAUGAUGAUAACUCAUCGGCAGAACUUGAGUCCUUAGCUGAAACAAAUGGUGAAAGAAGCUCACAUAAUGAGGACUCAAUGUCAACAUUUUUACUUUAUGCAACAAUAAAAUCGUCAAAGCUUAGAUUAUUGAUCUGGAAGGGAAGAAUCUACAAGUCGAUGGUCGAAAUUAAACUUCCAAGCUCAAAUGAUCAUGUGACAUCUGUAAAUGCUACACCAAAUGGGAUAAUUAUUACCACCAACAAUGGCGUAUUUGUUUGGAAUUAUGUAUUAAUGAAACUAAUUAGGAUUCGAAAAAUUGUAAAACGAAAUUUUCCAUCAAAUAUGGUUUCUGCCAUAGUAGAUCUAAGACGUCAGUGUAAUUUGUCAUAUCCAAAUAAAAUGGUACUAUCAGGAUCAUCGAACUAUGAGGUAUUAGAGCGCGUUUCGUCGUCGCAAGGGAGUAAUAUGACUAAGAAAUCAAAUUUAUCAGGGUUUUGGCAUCGUAGAACUGAUAGAGAUAAAGGGAUUUACAGGAGGAUACGAUACAGUUUUAAUAAUAUAUAUUCUUCCCCGUUUAUUAUUGAUGGGUUAACAGAAAGUUUGUUUGAGGUUAAUUUAGAACGUGAUAAAGAGCCGUUCUUAAUAACCAAUAGUCAUGAACAAUUUUUUGAGUGGAAUUCGUCCUUUGAGAAUGUUGAAUACAUAUCUUCUGACAUAUUAAUGAUGUAUAAUUCAAAAGAAUUAAAAUUUGUGGACUAUGAAAAUGGUUUUACAUUUCUUGAAGAGUAUAUUCUUGAUGGUAUCAAAAAGGUGGAAAAGGUACUGGGUACAUAUUUAAUAAUAUGGACAAAUAACGAUCGAAUAUUACUUUAUCAUUAUCAGGUUGAUGACGAUAUAACAGAACUUGAUGGCGGAAGUAACCAAAGCAGUAAUCAAGAGAGUUCUGACGAUGUCACAAUUUGUGGCAAAUUCCAUGAUUCUGAUUUUUAUUAUCUAUGGAGAAAGGUUCUUUUUUACCAAUUUUUCCUUCGUUCUCCAUAUUCUUUAGACCUAUGUGCCUCACCUAGCCCAGAAGAUUCGUUGAAUGUAUGUGCCAUGAAAUUGAGAGAUUUCACAGUUUUGUGGUGCCUGAAAAUAUUUGAUGCACUCGAGGAUUGUCUGGAUAUUAUUUACCCUACUGAAAAGGAAUUAGCAAAACAGGGUGAUAAUGACAAGAUAAACCGACCUGUUUUCGAUGAGAAACGCAUAAGAAUUUUGGAAGAUAUAAUUGUAAAAGGCGUUUUUACCUAUUUUAUUGAUGUAUGGGCACCACCACAAUUAGUUAUCCUAAACACGUUUCCUCCUGAUGUUUCUGGAUUAGUCAAUUCCCUGACAAGUGAAGAACAUAAAUGUAUAAAUGAGAACAACUCUCUAAUUUCACCUGCUCCAACUGGAAUUACACCAGAUUUAUUCAAAAAAUGGGUUAUUCCAUACUUAACAGAUACUAGAAGAAAUCUAAAAAAUCUUAGAAAGAAUAAUAAUACAGGAAUUACUUGGAAUUACUACAACAGAUCUAUACAGCAAAAAUUAGAUUUCUUCUUACUUGAUAACCAUGGCCAAGUUACAAUCAAUGAUAUGUUGAAACUAGUUGAUACUGUUCUAUUUAAGAUGUAUAUCAAGUAUGUUCCUGCUAUGGUUGGGCCAUUGAUAAGGGUAGGAAAUUCAUGUGACCCGGAGAUUGUUGUAAAUACAUUAAAAUCACAUAAUAUGCCUCAAGAAUUAAUUGGAUUCUAUCACCAACAGAAUAAACAUGAGGAUGCUCUGAUGUAUUUGGUUUCCUUAUUGGAUGAACCAACAAGUGAAGCCAAUAAAUUAAAAGUAAAAGAAUUGGUUAAAGUAUUAAUAAUAUCUUACCUGAAAUCUAUGGGCAAUAAUCAUAUUAAAGAAGUUAUGCAUUAUACUGACUGGCUUCUCGAAAAUUACGGAACCACGGAAUCAGUCAAAUGUGAAAUAUUGAAAGACAUAUUUUUUGAUGAGACCGCAAUAAGUAAAGAAACUAAGGGUAUGCAAAUUUAUCAAUUCAUUAAAAACUACAACCAAAGUUUAUCGCUAACCUAUUUAGAAGUAUAUGUUAGUACUGUGGAUAUUAUUGAUGAUAACCUCAUUUAUGAAUUAAUCGACCAAUAUCUAAUCGGCAUUAGCAACAUCAAGGUGAGACGAAAACUUAAAUCCGUUCUUGAGUUGCCGCUUCAUUAUGAUGCUUCAAAGGUAUAUUCGAUAUUUAAUAAAUUCCUAGAAAAUGAUAGGGACUGCGAUGGUAACUCCUUAAAAUCAGAGAUAAAACAUUUCAUUCAAAUUAUGGAAACGUAUGCAUUAUUCAAGGAAGGCAAUCAUACACAUGCAAUAGAUAUAUUAUAUUCAGAUCUUGAUGAUUAUAAAAAAUCGUCAUCAUAUUGUGAUAGGUUAUUUGAAUCUGUCCAAGAUCAAGGAGUAGAAGUAAUACUAUAUUUAUUUGAAAAGAUUGUUGAACGAUACAUGAAAGAGACUAAUGAAGCCGCAUUAACUGUCAAUAAUGGGAUACAAUAUAGCAAGCAAAUUAUGAUGUUUCUAAAGGAUCAAGGAUCAAGAAUAGAUAGUUUGAUGAUCUUAGAAAAAUUACCACAAUCGAUACCCAUCCAGGAUAUAGGAAAGGAAUUGACGAAUAUUGUUGUAUCAAAUCAGCAUAAUAAAGAAGAGGUCGAUUUAAAGAAGGCUUUAUUGCAGGUAGAACUUGUGAACGAGACAUUCAACUUGAAUAAAGAAUUAUCUAAAUUUAUGACUGUAAAUGAAACGUAUAAAUGUCCCGUUUGUGCAAAACCUUUUUCGAUUUUUACCUCUGAAGAAGUAAUAUGGCAUAAUAUUGAUGGGAAAGAUUACGUGGUUCAUUACAAUUGUGCUAGAGUUCGUCGAUCUCGCUCGUUUUCUGUACAGACAGACGGUAAUAAAAUAAGCGCUGGACCACGGACUGUCGGAGAUAUGAAGAAUACAUAA